CUGUGGAGACACACUGAACCACUCACUAACAGUCUCAAUACUGACAGCACACAAUACUCAACUGGUCCUCUGUCAAGCUAUUGUAUAGCUUUGAGAAGUUGAUUCGAAAUCGGAGAGGAGAAUGUUGAGAGGCGGAAGUGGGGGUGAGCUGCUUCUCUUCAUGUUUGGCUGGAGCUGAUCCAGAAUCAGAUUUAUGAGAGGCAGCUGCUGAGGGCUUGACGGACAGACGAGUGCAGGGAUUCCUGUGUUGCUGCUGCCGCUGCACAGAGGACAGCCAGGCUGUGUGUCAGUGCACAGCACAGUAGCAAGGAUGGUUCGUGAACAAUACAUCAGCACUACAGAUGAGUCUGGUGUGCCAACGCCAGUUACUGACUCCAUCUAUAAGAUUGGCAUCUAUGGCUGGAGGAAACGUUGCCUUUAUCUGUUUGUCCUGCUUCUCAUUAUCAUCCUGGUGGUGAAUUUUGCCCUCACAAUCUGGAUCCUAAGAGUGAUGUGGUUCAAUACGGAAGGCAUGGGAUACCUCCAGGUUACAGAAGAUGGGGUUAGGUUGGAGGGAGAGUCUGAGUUUCUUUUCCCACUUUAUGCUGAAGAGAUUGACUCCAGAGAGGACUCAGCUUUGCUGGUGCACUCCACUGAUAAUGUGACUCUCAACGCCCGCAAUGCCAAUGGAGAUGUAACUGGAAGUGUGUCUGUAGGUCCAGGACAAGCCAAGGCCUUUGGGCAACAUUUUACAGUCAGCUCAAGUGAUAAGACUCUGUUUUAUGCUGAUGAAAAAGAAGCGAUCGUAGGAACAGGAAAACUCAGAGUUACAGGCCCUCAAGGUGCACUUUUUGAGCACUCUGUUGAGACACCAUUGGUCAAAGCAGAGCCUCUGAGAGACCUUAGGUUGGAGUCUCCAACCCGGUUUUUGAGCAUGGAAGCCCCCAAAGGUGUUUACAUCAAAGCCAUGGCAGGGAAUAUAGAUGCUGAAUCAAGUCUGGAUGUUAUUUUGCACUCAACUGAGGGUCUUCUGGUAUUAGAUGCUGAGACCAUUCGUCUUCCCAAGCUACCCGAGGGUGAAGCAGGAUCACCAGGUGACUCUCAGGGGCUGUACAACAUGUUUGAAGUGUGUGUCUGUCCCAGCGGCAAGCUGUUCCUCUCCAGAGCUGGUCUCUCCUCUACCUGCAGUGAGAGCCAAGAGUGCUGAAGUCCAUAGCAUCUGUAGACUGAUAUUCAAGUGAUUAAUGAUUUGAUUGGAGAUCUCCUGCUGAAUCUGCUGCUGAGAUCUCUUGUUGUUGCAGAAUUUUCAAUUCAGUGCAAUAGCACAAUCUUGCUACUACAAUGACUUCACAGAAGAUGAGAGGAAGCACAUCAUUCUCAGGUGGUGAGAGUUACAGCCUGAGUACAUUAUGUACCUGGAAUAGAUCUAUUUCAGUCACCAAUAUUUGCGAUACCAUUGUGAGUGGUAAUAUAUCUUUUAUUGUUUUUUUUUUUUCUUUUUCUUUUUUACCAAACUAGGCUGGGCAAAAAAGGGGCUGUUCACCAGCAUACAUCCUAUGCAAUAUGAUUUUUUUUUAGUGCAAUAAACAAAACUUGUGUAGUAAAUAUGAUUACUGUUAAAGGAAGAGCAACAGCAAAACUAUUGUCUCACGAAAUGAAUCUAUCCAACUUGCUUUUUUAAAAGUGUAGCUGCACAAAAUUAUCUUUCAUAAUAUGGGCUUAACGCAAUAUAUCCUAAUUCACAUAAAUUUAAUUCCCAAUCAUGUUUUUACAGCAAGAUUAAUUUAGUGUUGAGAUUUAAAUAAACUAACAGUAAAUGACUAAAUUGUUUUUGCAAAAAUGAAGAUGGUCCAAGGAAAUCCAGCCACAAAAUGUAUUUAGUUUACUGAUUAAGCAGUAUUUGAUGUGUUUUUGAGAGGGUUUUAUGGUUGUCAUUUGAGUACCAAAAACAAUUUGUGACUGGUAUUUUGUGUUAAUAAAGUAUUUGAUCUUCA
This is a messenger RNA of Ictalurus furcatus (blue catfish), 1973 nucleotides long. It is a transcript of the gene sgcg, whose product is annotated as sarcoglycan, gamma. Lineage: Eukaryota; Metazoa; Chordata; Actinopteri; Siluriformes; Ictaluridae. The coding region runs from base 311 to 1186 and encodes 291 amino acids. Gene Ontology annotation, biological process: cardiac muscle tissue development; heart contraction. Gene Ontology annotation, cellular component: sarcolemma; sarcoglycan complex. The record is from RefSeq and is a predicted model, not a curated record. The transcript has 8 exons.